AUGUCAGAAGCGAAGAGAAGUGCACAGGGCGGAAGCCCGCUGUUCAAGCUCAGCGCGACACUGCUGGGGCACACCGGUGACGUUCGCGGUGCCUGUGGCAGCGACAAGGAAGUGCCUAUCCCCUUUAUUGCGACAGCUUCCCGCGAUGAAUCAGCCAUUCUGUGGGAGUAUCAGGGCGGCAGCAAGUACCAUCAACAGGCCCAGCUGAAAGGGCACACAAGGUACCUCAUGUGCGUCACAUGCACUGCCCCAACGCCUGAAUUUCCCCAGGGGCUGGUGUUGACGGGCAGUCUCGACAAGACCAUCCUGGUCUGGAACCCAGCCGUCCCCGCAGGGCCCAUCGCCCGGCUGGAGGGCCACACGGACGCGGUGUGCUGCCUGCAGGCAAUCUCACCAACGACCGUCGUCUCCAGCAGCUGGGACAGCACUGCGCGCGUGUGGGAUCUGACGACGCAGCAGUGCACCGCUGUCCUCAAGGGCCACGAAGCGUCCGUUCUCAGCGUGCUGCCGCUUGUGUCGAGCGGGGAGGUGGUGACGGCCUCUGCCGACCGGUCACUUCGGCGGUGGAGGAGCAGUGGAGAGCACGUGCAGACCAGGGCCGCAGCCCACGCAGACGUCAUUCGCGGCCUGUGCCACGUGUCUGAGGGCGUGUUUGCCUCGUGCUCCAACGACUCGACCGUUGUCGUCUGGACCGCCACCUUUGACACCAUCGCCACCUUCACCGGACACCAGGCGUUUGUGUAUGCGGUGUGCAGCGUGCCGGAUUCGCCGCUGCUCGCAUCGUCCGGGGAAGACGGCUGCGUCAAGGUGUGGGACAUGGAGUCUGGCGCGUGUGUGCAAACGAUCGAUCUCCCGUGCACGUCUGUCUGGAGCGUCGCCGCAAGGUGGGGAUGGCGACAUUAUUGUUUCGUGCGACGAUGCAAACUACCGCGUGUGUUCACGCGGGCGGCGGCCGGACCGCAAGUACGGACGUCCUCGCUCCAAUUCGAGGAGCACGUGGCGGCCUCCUUUGCGGCACGCCAGGCACAGCAGGUUGGCUCGCUGAAGAAGAGCGACAUCCCGGACAAGUCUGUGCUGGAGACGCCCGGCCGCCGCGAAGGCGAGCACAAGAUUGUCAACAACGGCGGCAAGAUUGAGGCGUACACGUGGUCUGGGCAAAACUGGCAGUACAUGGGAUUGGUAACCGACGCCGUUGCGCCGGAUUACACAUUCACUGUCGACCUCGAGGGCAGGAACCUCAAGCUGGAGUACAACAAAGGCGAGAACCCCUACGAAGUCGCACAGAAGUUCAUUGACAAGCACGAGCUGAGCCAGUCCUUCCUGGACCAGAUUGCAUCAUUCAUUAUCCAGAAUGCGCAGGUGCCGACGCUCGAGACAGGCACGCCCCAGCCGGCGGUCAACCCUGAUCCAUUCACUGGCGGGCAGAGCGCCGUCAGUGGGCAGCACAUGCAGCCGCCAUUCUCAUCGUCAUCGGCAGGGUAUCACAACCCGGACCCGUACACGGGAGCAUCGACAUCAAUGACGACGACGACGACCACGACCACGAAACCUGCGGCCGCAGCCAUGUUUCCAAACCGCACAUAUGUCCGCUUCUCGCAAGGCAAGCCACAGGCCGCCCUCAACAAACUGAAGGAGUUCAAUGCGACGGCUGCGUCGCCUCUGUCCGCCUCAGCGUUGUCGACGCUGGAGACGGUUGUUGCGGACGUGCAUGCGUACGGAGAUGCGGCGCAACUCACCGCCACCAUCACCGCCCUCCUCAGCGCUCUCGAGUCCUGGGACCGCGCACACCACGUCCCAGUGCUUGAUCUGCUUCGGUUGGCGCUGAUCACGCCGGCUGCCGUCGCCGCCACCGCCAGCAUGGACGCAGCACUCACCCAGCGCAUCGUCACUGCAUGUGGUGUGUACGGCGAGGGCCCCUGCAUGAUGCUGGCCAUGCGUGUGCUCACCAAUCUCAUCGCCGCCAGCCCCUCUGCCAUAUCUCCAGACCAACACUCCGCGGUGUGCGAGUCGCUGCUGGAGCGGAACAUGGCCGCCCUCAAGGAUGCCCAGAUACUCGCCGUCGCAUCGUAUCUCCUCAACCUGGCGACGUGGGCUGUGAAGCAGGACGCCGAGCGCGACGACGUGGCGCAGUGCCAGCUGCAGGCCGUGAACGCCAUUCACCGGGUGAUUGUCGCUCUUCCCGCCCAUCACGAGACGGCAUCGCGCAUCAUCAGCGCCCUCGGCACCCUGGUGUCGUCGAGCGAGGUGCUGCUUGCGCUGGCGCUGUCGCUGCCCAACAUGUCGCAGUGCGUGAAUGCGUUUGCUGGCAGUUCGUAUCCGCAGCAGACGCGGGACAUGGCUCGACACGUGUACGACCUUCUCAAGUGA
Messenger RNA from Salpingoeca rosetta, 2367 nucleotides. RefSeq lists its product as uncharacterized. Bases 1 to 2367 code for a protein of 788 amino acids. Gene Ontology annotation, molecular function: ubiquitin binding. The record is from RefSeq and is a predicted model, not a curated record. Gene Ontology annotation, biological process: proteasome-mediated ubiquitin-dependent protein catabolic process; ubiquitin recycling. Lineage: Eukaryota; Choanoflagellata; Craspedida; Salpingoecidae. Gene Ontology annotation, cellular component: cytoplasm; nucleus. The transcript has 25 exons.